GAAACAAGUCACGCUACCUUGCUUUUCAUCUAAGCGAAAAGGGAAAAGGAAACAACUCUCCUUCCUUCCGACGAUAAAAACCCUUCCCCUUCCUCUUGCUCUUCAUUUCAAUUCAUUCUUCCUUAGUCAAAGGACUGUGAUGGGGCAACAAUCGCUGAUCUACGCCUUCGUGGCACGAGGCACCGUCGUUUUAGCCGAUUACACCGAGUUCUCCGGCAACUUCACCUCCAUUGCUUCUCAGUGCCUCCAGAAACUUCCUGCUUCCAACAACAAGUUCACUUACAACUGCGACGGCCAUACCUUUAACUAUCUCGUUGAUAACGGCUUUACUUACUGUGUGGUUGCUGUUGAAUCUGCUGGGCGACAGGUGCCAAUUGCCUUUCUUGAGAGAAUUAAGGAGGAUUUUACCAAGAGAUAUGGUGGAGGAAAAGCUGCAGCUGCUCCUGCAAACAGCUUGAGCAAGGAGUUUGGGCCAAAGUUGAAGGAGCAUAUGCAGUAUUGCAUUGAUCAUCCAGAGGAGGUUAGUAAGAUUGCCAAAGUGAAAGCUCAAGUUUCAGAAGUCAAAGGAGUUAUGAUGGAAAACAUUGAGAAGGUUCUGGACCGUGGUGAAAAAAUUGAGCUUUUGGUGGAUAAAUCAGAAAAUCUUCGCUCCCAGGCACAAGAUUUCAGGCAGCAGGGAACCCAGAUGAGGAGAAAGAUGUGGUUACAGAACAUGAAAAUAAAGCUGAUCGUGCUCGGGAUUCUGAUCGCCUUGGUUCUCAUCAUCGUACUGUCUGUCUGUCAUGGCUUCAACUGUUGAUGAAUCGUUCAGUUGCUAUAUUCUAUUCAUUUGCCCACUCAUUGAUCGGUGUUGUAGCUGUCACCAGUAAUAUUGAUGCUCCUCAUAGUUAGUAGUUACAGUUUUCUUUAAUUCCACGUCCUUUUCUGCUGUAGCCUAAUAUCAGAAGACUCUCUGCAUAUAUACUGAGAUUCGAACUAUGAAAAUUGAAUUUUGAAAUAUAUAAAAAUAUCAAAUAAGGUACUUUCAGGUGA
Molecule: messenger RNA, 1032 nt
Organism: Gossypium raimondii (Peruvian cotton)
Lineage: Eukaryota; Viridiplantae; Streptophyta; Magnoliopsida; Malvales; Malvaceae
Product: vesicle-associated membrane protein 722
Exons: 5
Coding region: 140-799 (219 amino acids)
Biological process (GO): vesicle-mediated transport
Cellular component (GO): membrane
Source: RefSeq, a predicted model, not a curated record